AUUAACGACGAAACAUAAAAAACUGAAGAAUCCUGUCUGCUUUGUCAAUCGUCUACAAACCUUUGCUUGCACACGUUAUAAUUUCAGGCCUCAGUUAACCUUUUAUGUAAAUUAGCGAAUAGGAAUAAGCUUGCCAUAAUGAUGUUUGAGUUGCGGAGUCCGUGUGGUUGUUCAGGCUACGUCAUCCGUCAACCGGCCAUCCGUCAUCCGUCGAUGCUACUCUUGCCGCAGGGCAAGCGGACACCACGCAUGAGCCCAAUCAUAUGCUUGGCUGCACCUCCAGAUCCCCCAGAUGCUCCGGCUGCAGGCUCAGAUUCCAGCCCCGGCCCCGGCCCCAGCUUGCUGGACCCCGUACAAACCAUUACCUGGGGUGGCACGCUGCCCAGCACCAGACGUGCCGUGCUUGGAGGCCUCGGAGGUGUAGCCAUAUCCCUCGGCGGUAACCUGGGCGGGGUGAGCAGCUGGCUGCUGGGGCUGGAUGGCGGGCAGCUGGCGGGGAGGCUGCGGGCGGACGUGCUGGUUCCCGUGCGGGGGGCCAAGCGCUGCGUGGAAAGCAAGCACGGAUUCGAGUUCACGUACCCAGCAUCCUGGCUGGCAGACCAGACGCUAGCGAACCGCGCAGCCAGACGCGCUGAAGCGGAACGCGGCGGCCCGCCGGGUUUGAACCUGGAUCCGCUUGACGACUAUGAGUGGCGGCAGCAGCGGCAGCGGCGGCGGCGGCGGCCCGCCUCCGUUGGGAAGGUAGCGGCGGUGGAGCCGGUGGUCGCAUUCGGGCCGCCUGCAACCACGGGAGAGGAGAACGUCUCCGUCAUCGUUGCGCCCAUCACACCCGGCUUCACACUCCGGUCCAUGGGCGACCCACGGGUCGCUGGCGAGCGGCUGCUGGCGUCGCUCGCACCCGAGGGCAGCGGCCUGGUGGCGUCGCUGCUGGGCGCGGAAGAGCGCACCUUGGGGCAGCUGGGUGACCCACGGGUCGGCUCGACGGAGCAGCAGCAGGGACAGCAACAGGAGCAGGAAGGGCAACAAGGGCAGCUGUACUAUACGCUAGAGUACACCGUUCAGGGGCCUCGCUUCUUCCGUCACAACCUCUCAGUGUACACAACCAGGAAGGACAUGCUGUACACUUUCAACGCCCAAUGCCCCGAGGCCCGCUGGCAAGAGGACGCAGCUGUGUUGCGGGCGUCUGCGGCCUCGUUCCGACUCCUGCUGUAGUGUUGUAAGCCCGCUACCCAC
Messenger RNA from Astrephomene gubernaculifera, 1233 nucleotides. The record is from the annotation of a GenBank genome assembly. Lineage: Eukaryota; Viridiplantae; Chlorophyta; Chlorophyceae; Chlamydomonadales; Astrephomenaceae.